AUGUUGUUGGUAGAGCCAAGUGGUAAUCAGGAAAAGAAUAAAGAAAAAACCGAUUUUACAUACUCAUGGUUUUCAUGUAGGGAUGCUUGGAAAAAGUUGGAAGGGAUGAGUGAAUUAGAAGCAAAGCACAGAUAUGUAGAGAUAUUAUUACAAGUGGCUAUGGAGGCUUAUAAGAAACCUGCGGGCAGGGCUCAAGCUCACCAAAUCAUUCAAUCCUUCGCUGUAAUGCAACCUUCUGGAGAGAGCGGAGAUUCUUCCAGCGAGGAGGAAGACGAAGACGAUUCCAGUGCUGAUGGAUCUGUUGAUGCCGAAGAAUUAGCCUAUUUAAGACAGGUUGAAAAAUCAAUACCGGGCCGUCCGCCCACAUCGUCGUCGAGACAAUGGCGCGGAGGAGCGUCCAGUCGAGCUUCUUCUACAGGCCAAAUGUCAAUGAGAACUGCACCGACUGAGUUCCGAUCUUCAUCCUCACGUAGUGUGGAUUUACGUCCCAUGACAACCAGCAGAGCGAGGAGUUCUAGAGUGUACGAUGAGAAUUUUGAUGAUAGUGUGAAUCCAUGGGUGCUUCAUCCUUCAGCACGGCAACCACAGUUUCAUCAUAUACCCAAUAGACCGAGUAUAGUACAACAGGAUGCAUACAGGUCACCCAUGAGCACUUCGUCGUCCGUUACAGCAACACAAUAUAACAAUAGUAGUAUGGUCAAUGAAAGAUCAGGACCGUCGGAUCAGCAUGUACUGUUAGGACCAGCGACGAAGAGAGCCAUCGAGAGUCUUCAACAAGAGAUUGAGACAUUGAAUGAAAGGAUUCAUGGGUUAAGAAAAGAAAUGGUAGAUCGAGAUAAUAAGAGACUAAUUCCGGUUAAAAAAUCAUCGAGUACGUCGUCGUCGUCGUCGUCGUCUACGCCUGAAGAUGGCUGGAAAUGGGUGAUCAAGGCUGCUGUGAAACAUGCAAUCCUGAAUCUGAUGACAGGUUCAAUAUUGUUUCUUGUUCUUUAUAAAACGAAAAGCCCAAUAGCCCAUGUUAUCAUUCAAAUGAUUGGGAGGUUUUGGCAGAGGUUCAAACUUUAUAUUUUAAUGAGUAAAGCCGUAGUGUAA
Mucor mucedo is the source of this 1092-nucleotide messenger RNA. RefSeq lists its product as uncharacterized. The record is from RefSeq and is a predicted model, not a curated record. Bases 1 to 1092 code for a protein of 363 amino acids. Lineage: Eukaryota; Fungi; Mucoromycota; Mucoromycetes; Mucorales; Mucoraceae. The transcript is spliced from 3 exons. Gene Ontology annotation, molecular function: fatty-acyl-CoA binding.